Messenger RNA from Pseudovirgaria hyperparasitica, 2536 nucleotides. RefSeq lists its product as uncharacterized. Lineage: Eukaryota; Fungi; Ascomycota; Dothideomycetes; Acrospermales; Acrospermaceae. Gene Ontology annotation, molecular function: DNA binding; DNA-directed DNA polymerase activity. The record is from RefSeq and is a predicted model, not a curated record. Gene Ontology annotation, cellular component: nucleus. Bases 112 to 2319 code for a protein of 735 amino acids. Gene Ontology annotation, biological process: double-strand break repair via nonhomologous end joining. The transcript has 2 exons.
GUUCACGUUGUUCAUUCGACAUCUGUGCGAAGCCCACGAAUGCAACUUGGUGAUUGCCUGCUGCUCGUGCCACCUUGCCGAUAUGAUGGCAAUACUUAAGGCCGACUCAUCAUGUUCGACUUUAGCCCCGAUGAUAAGAAAAAGUUCUACGAGGACCUAGAAAACUUGGAUAAGACCGACAGUGAGCGCGAAGACGAAGGCCAUUUAGAAUCGAUACGACUCUUGAGGGGUAGUCCAACGCAUUUGUCAACUUCUCGUGGAUCUUUUACUGGCCGUCGAGUCGCUAGAACGUUGACGGCGUUCGAUCAGAAUGCUCACAGAGCAAUUUCGCGUGAAAGCAGUUCUAGACAUUUCCCACUCUCCCUUAUUCGAUCACAGUCGGAACCUCAGCCUAUGCAACCUCAGAUAUCGCUGAGUCAUCCUCGAGAGAAGUCUGUCUCCUUCCGGCAUCUUGGUUUGAAGAAGAGUGCCUCAAGCUCUUCGUUGUCUUCGAGAGAAAUGGCGCCUGCAUCCAAGUCAAUUCAUGAAAAAGGCAAAGGGAAGAAGCGUUCGAGGCCGACGCAGGAAAUCCAGCUAGCACAAAUAUUUCAGGGCCUCGUUUUCUUUUUUGUACCAAACAACACUCACAAUAAUGCGCGUAGAAUGAGAAUUGAACUGGCACAGAAGAGAGGCGCAAUCUGGGCAAAAGAAUGGUCCACGGCUCAGAUCACCCAUGUUAUCGCUGAUAAAGACGUCAAAUAUGCUUGGCUUCUAAGCCACCUUAAUUUGACUGAGAUUCCAUCCAAUAUAUCCGUUGUUUCGGAGCACUUCAUACCCGAUUCCAUCGCUGCAGGGCUGCAGGAUCCUGCGAGACCUCGGUACAGAAUCGAAGGUCAAGUUGUCCAACCACCGAAUCGUACUGCAGUAGAACUGCCUGCGGAAUCAGACAGAUCACUGCAAGUCAAGCCUGCAAAGAAGGAUGUCUCACUCACUGGUCCAGACACCCAAUCUACAGUCGUGGCCAGCAGCAUCGGUACUGCAGUUCUACAUGACGCCUUAAAUGAUUCAACUCGAGCAAGCAAAAGUAACAGGAAUCAGGCGCAGUACAACGAUGAAUUAGCUCAGGUGAUCAAGGAAACUAAACCCUUUGCCCAUCUUCCGCUUUCUGACGAGUCCGAUGACGCGGGGGCUGACCAGCCUGACGAUUUAGACCACGAAGAAGGCCCACCUAGGAAAGCACCCAGACUCGAUAUUGCAAGUGAGGCCUCGGUCGACAAGUGGCAAAAGUCAUUUCAGUGCAUGCACAAGAAUGAGGGUAACCUGGAGAGACAAAAUCCUAAUGCAUAUACUAUAGGCAUUCUGUCAGAAAUGGCUCAGUAUUAUGACAAUGGUCAUGACGACUUCAGACUCAUGUCAUAUCGGCGAGCUGUUGCGUCUCUGCAGAAGUGUGAUACGCUGAUUACAACCAAGGAUCAGGCUCUUAAACUUGGCCGAGUUGGCCCAAGUAUUGCAGAGAAAAUUGAAGAGAUUGUGACAACUAAGGGACUUCGCAAACUCGAAAAUGCAAAAUCUGAUCCUCGCGAGGUCGCAAUCCAACUGUUUCUAAGGGUCUACGGAUGUGGCAAGGCUUUGGCUGAGGAAUGGUAUGCAAAGGGAUAUCGAACUUUAGAAGACCUCGAAAAAGAGAAGCUUACGAGCAAUCAACGCAUCGGGGUCGAUCAUUACGAAGACUUCAACACCCGCAUACCACGUGCGGAAGUAGAAGCUCAUGGAAAAGUUGUAAUGGAUGCUUUGGAAGUAGUCGCUCCUGGGUACAAAGCAACGAUCAUGGGUUCCUAUAGACGUGGCACAAAAGACUGUGGAGACAUUGACAUGCUCAUCACGAAAGAGAACACCGCCGUCGAAACCGUCGCAACAGUCGUAUUUGAGCAGCUUGUUCCGUACCUCACAGAAACCGGGUUUCUUGUCGCAAGUCUCGCAACGCCACACGCCAAUGGAGGCACUAAAUGGCAUGGGGCAUCGUUGCUACCGGCAUCAUCCCUUCCGUCUGGCUCAAAACCCCUAUGGCGCCGUAUAGACUUCCUCGUUGUGCCAGAGUCGGAGAUGGGUGCCGCACUCCUGUACUUCACCGGAGAUGAUAUAUUCAACCGUAGUAUGAGGUUACUUGCCAGCAAGAAAAAGAUGCGCUUGAACCAGCGUGGGCUAUACAAAGAUGUCAUCCGAGGACCAAACCGGGAGAGACUUACAGAAGGCACGCUUGUUGAAGGAAAAAGCGAGCAGGGUAUCUUCGAGGCCUUAGGCGUACCCUAUAGGCCUCCCCAUCAUCGCAUCUGCGGAUAGGGUAAUUUUCAGAAUCUGUAUUCGUUUGGAAGUAUUAUCACCACAACUGUAUACUUAUCUCUUGAGGCAUGAGGAAUCUCUUGAGGCAUGAGGACUUAGCGGAUUGAUACCAAAUUAUACAGUCUCAUCAUGUCAAAGACAUGGACGUGCUAUACUUACUAUUGGUUCCAUGUCGCCCAAAUGGAACAACCUCACCGUACAAUUCAAUCUACGCGGC